AUGUAUGCUGAUGUUGAGAGUGAGGAAGUUACUGAAUGGACUUGUGAUACUGAAGAGGUUGAGGAAGGGUUGAUGUGGCCCAAUAUGGCAGAGUAUAAGUUGUUUGUAACUAAAUUUUGCAUUGCCAACAAUAUUGAAGUUGAGAAGUUUAAGGAUGAUCCAACCAGAUUGAGGUGCAGAUGCAAAGUCAAAAGGUGUCCAUUCAGACUCUAUGCUAACAGGCAACCAGAUGGGCAUACUAUCAAGAUCAUUAAGUAUAUUCCUAAGCAUAUUUGUGUGAAUAAAACUGGUACUGGCUACAAUAGGAUGGAAAACUCAAGUUGGGUAGCUAGUGUCAUUGAACAGGAUAUUAAUGAAGAUGAUUACUCACUGCAACCUAAAAAGAUCAAAAGUAGACUGCAGACAAGGUAUGGUGUUGUACUUAGUUAUUGGGUUGCUUGGAAAGGUAAAGGUAAAUCUUUAACAAAGAAGUUUGGGUCUUAUGAAGAUGGGUACAAGUUAGCACCUGGGGUUAUGGAUCAGAUAAUGAAAAAGAAUCCAAGGAGUAUAGGUGUUGUUUCUACUGAUACUGACCAUGACUUCAGUUAUUGUUGCUUGGCAUUUGAUGCUUUUUUGACUGGUUUUAAGGAUGGAUGCAGGCCAUUUAUAGGUCUAGAUGGGUGUUUUCUCAAAGGAAAGUAUGGUGGAGUGUUGCUUUCUGCAGUGGCACUUGAUGGAAACAAUGGUAUGUAUCCUCUGGCAAAGUUUAUUUGUGAUUGUGAAAACAAGAAAAAUUGGAUUAUUUUUCUCAAUCUAAUCAAGGAUAGAUUGCUAGAACAUCAUGCUCCAUUAACAUUCAUCUCAGAUAGGCAGAAGGGAUUGGUCCCAGCACUUGAAGAAGUGUUUCACUCAAGUAGGAAUAGAUUCUGUUUUAGACACAUAUUUGAGAAUUUUAAGACCAAAGGCCACAAGGGGGCUCACUUGAAGACAUUAGCAUAG
This is a messenger RNA of Papaver somniferum (opium poppy), 978 nucleotides long. RefSeq lists its product as uncharacterized. The record is from RefSeq and is a predicted model, not a curated record. The transcript is spliced from 2 exons. Lineage: Eukaryota; Viridiplantae; Streptophyta; Magnoliopsida; Ranunculales; Papaveraceae. Bases 1 to 978 code for a protein of 325 amino acids.